AUGCAGGCGGAGACGAAAGAAAACGGUCUCCGCUCUUUCUUCCUCGUCGCAGCGCAGCACCGCUUCUUUACAGAACCAUCCCCCAAAGCUGGUAACUGCGAUCCUUCAGCACACUCGAGAGCUCGCUCGGCGGCGGUGACCGGCGUUAUGGAUCCGGCGAGAGUGAGCCAGUUGAAGCAUUUCGUCGACAUGUGCAAGUCCAAUCCCUCCGUCCUUGCCGAUCCUUCUCUCUCCUUCUUCCGCGACUACCUCGAGAGCCUCGGAGCAAAUCUCCCUCCCUCGGCGUACGGGCCCGGCGGCUCCAAAUCGAAGGACCAUGUCGUGGAGGAGAGCGAUGAGGACAUGGCUGACACUGAAGCAGCAGCGCCGAAAGUAGAAGAGGAAGAGGAGGAUGAGAUAAUUGAGUCAGACAUCGAGAUUGAAGGCGAGAUUGUCGAGCCUGAUAAUGAUCCUCCUCAGAAGAUGGGUGACCCGUCUAUUGAAGUUACUGAGGAGAACCGUGAUGCAUCUCAAUCGGCGAAGGCGCAAGCUAUGGAAGCUCUUUCUGAAGGUAACUUGGAGAAGGCGGUUGAGCAGCUUACAGAGGCAAUUACCUUGAAUCCAACCUCAGCAAUUAUGUAUGCAACUAGAGCUACUGUGUAUAUUAAGAUGAAGAAGCCAAAUGCUGCUAUAAGGGAUGCCAAUGCUGCUCUGGAGAUUAAUCCAGACUCUGCGAAGGGCUACAAAUCCCGGGGUAUGGCUCGAGCAAUGCUGGGUCAGUGGGAAGAGGCUGCAAAGGAUCUACAUGUAGCAUCAAAAUUGGAUUACGAUGAAGAAAUAAGUGCUGUGCUUAAGAAGGUUGAACCAAAUGCUCACAGAAUCGAGGAACACCGCCGGAAAUAUGAUAGGCUGCGCAAAGAAAGGGAAGAAAGGAAACUUGAGCGUGAGAGACAGCGCCGUCGUGCAGAAGCUCAAGCUGCAUAUGAGAAGGCAAAGAAACAAGAGCAAUCUUCUUCUAGUAGAAAGCCAAGUGGAAUGCCUGGUGGAUUUCCAGGUGGGAUGCCUGGAGGAUUUCCUGGGGGGAUGCCUGGAGGUUUCCCAGGGAGCACACCUGGAGGGAUGCCUGGAGGUUUCCCAGGGAGCACGCCUGGAGGGAUGCCUGGGAAUGUUGAUUUUAGUAAAAUCUUGAAUGAUCCCGAUCUGAUGACUGCUUUCAAGGACCCAGAGAUCAUGGCUGCUCUUCAAGAUGUGAUGAAGAACCCUGCUAAUCUUGCCAAGCAUCAAGCAAAUCCAAAGGUAGCUCCUAUCAUUGCUAAGAUGAUGAGCAAGUUCGCAGGUCCCCAAUGAGGUACUUGGUAACACUUCCUCUCAACUGCACAGCCACAGCGAGAUGGUUUGGUAUGUGUAGGGCUUCCAGCAGUGCUGGUGAAUAGAAUUGCUGCCAUCUCACGAAUCUACCUGUGAAUUUCUUCUGGUAUCUACUACCCUUUUGACCUUCAUCUGGUGCAUCUGGAGGGUUUAUUUUAUUGACAGCAUAAUUAACGAGUGCUUAUCUGCCUGUGUGCUUUUACCAUAGACAAAACUGUAACAGUACAUAUCCCUUGUUGGUUUCGUCGAACUUUUGGCAUCGCUUGCAACUUUUGUAAUUUGUUUGCUUUAAGAAUUGUAGAGUUUGAUGAACUCAUGCUACUCCUUGUCUGGGGUUUCAUAUUGCACGAGAUUUCCUUACCA
Messenger RNA from Punica granatum (pomegranate), 1710 nucleotides. The record is from RefSeq and is a predicted model, not a curated record. NCBI's taxonomy places the organism in Eukaryota, Viridiplantae, Streptophyta, Magnoliopsida, Myrtales, Lythraceae.